Vanderwaltozyma polyspora DSM 70294 is the source of this 945-nucleotide messenger RNA. It is a transcript of the gene VPS29, whose product is annotated as retromer subunit VPS29. Gene Ontology annotation, biological process: intracellular protein transport; retrograde transport, endosome to Golgi. Bases 1 to 945 code for a protein of 314 amino acids. The transcript is spliced from 2 exons. Gene Ontology annotation, cellular component: endosome; retromer complex. The record is from RefSeq and is a predicted model, not a curated record. NCBI's taxonomy places the organism in Eukaryota, Fungi, Ascomycota, Saccharomycetes, Saccharomycetales, Saccharomycetaceae.
AUGUUAUUGCUUGCACUCGCUGAUGCACAUAUUCCAGAUAGGGCAAUUGACUUGCCAAUUAAGUUUAAGAAGCUUUUGAAUGUUUCAAACAAGAUUUCACGAUCUGUUUUGUUGGGCAAUUGCACUAAGUCACCAAGUUUAUUGAAAUUUGUAAACGACAUUUCACCUAAUGUUACAAUGGUAAGGGGUGAAUUUGAUAACUUGAAAUUUCUUUCUACCGGUAAGGAUAACAAUCCAAUUGAGAAUGAAAUUCCUGUUAAUGCUGUGAUAAAAGUAGGGAAUUUCAAGAUAGGUUGUUGUAGUGGAUAUAUGAUUGUACCAAAGGCAGACCCGUUAUCCCUUUUAGCAUUGGCAAGGCAAUUGGAUGUAGAUAUAUUGUUGUGGGGUGGUACUCAUAAUGUAGAGGCAUAUACUUUGGAAGGUAAAUUUUUCGUGAACCCUGGUAGUUGCACUGGUGCAUUUAAUACAGAUUGGCCAAUAUCUACAAAUAUUGAAACAUCUGAUGAGGAAAUCACGGGAAUUGAUAAAUCACUAAAUACAGACUCGACCAAAGAAGAAGAGAUUGUGAAAGAAGAGGAAGAAUCUGUAAAAGAGGAAGAGAACGAUAACAAUUCUAAAGAAAAUAAGAAAUCCAAGAAGAAGAAAAAGAAGAAGAAUAACAAUAAUAACAAUAAAGCAGAGGCUGAAAGCAAUAAAACAGAGGCUGUAAGCAAUGCAAAUGGGACUGAUCUUAAACAAGAUCAAGAACCAGAAAGUAAAGAAGGGGAAAAGAAUAUUGAAGAUAUCGAAUUAGAUAUUGAUAUGUCUGAAUUCGAAGUAUCAGGAUCAAAUAUUCCAAGUUUUACUCUUCUUGAUAUUGAAGAGUCUACAUGCACAUUAUACAUUUACUUGUAUAUGGAUGGUGAAGUAAAAGUUGAUAAAAUUUCUUAUACUAAGGAAAGUUGA